UCUGAUGUCACGGUUACACGAGUACAGAGGAGUUUCUCGGUUGAAGGUUAUAAGAAUGAUGCAAGUCUAUUUUGUGAUGACGGUAUCCAAAAGGUUGCCAUAUUGUAUUAUUUUCGGAUUAAUUUAUUUUGUAACCAUUAAAGGUGAUGAUUGCACAACAAAUCGAACAGACGCCGGGGCUAUUUACAUCAGACAACUGAAGGAAGCCAUCGACCUCGCCGCCUGCCGCCUUGUUGAUGCUGUCACUUAUAUAGAUUAUGACGUCACAGAUGGAGAAGAAUUUGACUUUAUCGUGAUUGGAGCAGGAUCCGCCGGGUGUGUGGUGGCCAACAGACUCUCGGAGAACCCCGACUGGAGAGUCUUGUUGCUGGAGGCUGGAGGAGACCCCGAUAUCACAAGCGAGAUUCCAAGGUUCUUUGGAGCGGCUAUUAACACCGACUUUGACUGGCACUUUCUUACACAGCCUGAGCCAACAAAUUGUCUAGGAAUGGUGAAUGGGAGCUGUAUCUGGCCUGCGGGCAAAUUUAUCGGAGGCUCAAGCACGAUGAAUAGUAUGUUGUACGUUAGAGGAAAUCCGAAAGAUUACGACCAUUGGGAGUUUCUUGGUAACCCUGGUUGGAGCUAUAAGUACAUGUUACAUUAUUUCAAAAAGUCGGAAGAUCUGAGAUCCAAAGAAGUUGAGAUGAAUGAAAAAGCAUGGUUUUACCAUGGAAAAGGAGGAUAUUUAAAAAUUGAAUCUUAUGGAGGUAACAUCGACUUUUACACUGAUUUACUUUCCAGUGGAUUUAAUGAACUAGGAUUACAAUACCUUACCGAUAUCAACGCUGAUCGUCAUGAGGGUCUUUUCAAAAUUCAAGGAACGCUUAAUCAUUCAAGGCGGUGCAGUACAGCAAAGGCGUUUUUACACAACUUUCAGUCCAGACCAAAUUUGAAAACUUGUAAGAACUCACUAGUAGUUAAGAUUUUAAUAAAUAAUAAUAAAAUAGCACGAGGUGUGCAGAUUAAAAAGAAUGGAAAAAUAAUCACAGCCUUUGCCAAAAAAGAAGUUAUCUUAUCGGCAGGCACUGUCAACUCCGCGAAAUUGUUGAUUCUCUCAGGUAUUGGACCUCGAAAACACCUUGAGGAUCUAGGGAUUAAUGUUAUUAUGGAUUUGAAGGUUGGCUACAACUUACAAGAUCAUAUCGUUGUAAGAGGAAUGAUAGUAAGCUUAAACGUAGAUAUUCAAUCAAAUGACACUGUAGAUGACACUUUCCAAUUUUUAGUCCAUUCAAGAGGAAAUUUAUCCAGAAUCAGGUUCCUUCAUCUCUUAGGUUUUAUUAAGACUGUUCAAGCAGAAUACCCAAAUAUACAAUUUUAUUUUUGGUACUUUGCAAAAAACUCGAUCGAGAGUUUUAGACAGUCUUUGGUCAGUGUGGGUUACAAUGAUGAUAUCAUAAAUGCUGUUUUAGACAUAAAUUCCAGGAACAACAUCCUGUAUAUUUUCCCCCUUCUGCAACGACCGGCAAGUCGAGGAAGAAUUCUCUUGAGAAGCACUGAUCCUGAAGAUUAUCCUCUUAUAUACCCAGGAUAUUUUACGCAAGAGUCCGAUAUCACAGAGUUGCUAGAGGCUAUCCAGUUCACGAAUUUUCUGACAAAUACUGAAGCUUUGAAACAAUUUGAGGCCAAAGUGGAGAAGAUUGACAUCCCAGCCUGUAACCAGUUCACAUUCCAGUCUGAAUCCUAUUGGCGAUGUAACAUGGCUCAGAUGGCUACUCCCUCCUACCAUCAGGUCGGCUCCUGUCCAAUGGGUCCCAUUGAGAACGGAUGGUCUGUGGUAGAUCCUCAACUGCGAGUCCACAAUAUCACGGGUUUGAGAGUGAUCGAUGCCUCGAUCAUGCCUACAAUCACCAGUGGUAACACCAACGCUCCUGUGAUCGCCAUUGCGGAGAAAGGCUCAGACCUCGUUAAACAAUGUUGGAAAGAAAAGUGAAUAUUUCUUUGUUUACUAUUUCUUGUCAAAUUAAAAUCGAUAAAUUUAA
Messenger RNA from Homalodisca vitripennis (glassy-winged sharpshooter), 2018 nucleotides. RefSeq names its product glucose dehydrogenase [FAD, quinone]-like. Gene Ontology annotation, molecular function: ecdysone oxidase activity; flavin adenine dinucleotide binding. The transcript is spliced from 2 exons. The record is from RefSeq and is a predicted model, not a curated record. NCBI's taxonomy places the organism in Eukaryota, Metazoa, Arthropoda, Insecta, Hemiptera, Cicadellidae. Bases 5 to 1969 code for a protein of 654 amino acids.